Messenger RNA from Harpegnathos saltator (Jerdon's jumping ant), 1790 nucleotides. RefSeq lists its product as uncharacterized. The transcript has 5 exons. The record is from RefSeq and is a predicted model, not a curated record. NCBI's taxonomy places the organism in Eukaryota, Metazoa, Arthropoda, Insecta, Hymenoptera, Formicidae. The coding region runs from base 115 to 1584 and encodes 489 amino acids.
UGACGUCGAUGCCCAGGCCUUUAAAAUUGCAUAUGGUUCCAUGCGUGUUUGUAUCGUGGGAAUGUGGAAAACAUUGCAGGAGUUGGUUUUGAUUUAGUGUCCGCGAUACGUAAAAUGGGCAAUCAGAUGACACGUAUCGGGAAUGCGUCGCAUAAAAAGGCGGAAUCUGCGACGGUGACUGCAAAUGCGCAAGGUGCGAAUGCCGUCGCGAGAAGUGCCAGCAAGAGCGAGCCGGAUCAUAAUUCUCAUAUGCAAUUUUUCCCGAUCGAAAGUCUAGCGAAGAUACUGUCAAAUCUUACCUAUCAGGAAGAACAUGUUCAUGGCAUUACCAAGUCUGUGUUCGAAAAGUACUUAUUUCCUAAUCAUCCUGAAUUAAGUGAGAAACUUUUUACUUAUCUGCACCAUAAUGCCCAUGCUACAACUGCUUACAUAAGUACAGGAGCUUUCAAACAGCAAGCUGAAAAAUUCCUGUCAGUAAUAAACGAUCAAACUAUAUUGGAGAAUUACAUAAAAAUGUACUCCAACUUAAAGGAUGGUGGCAAUGUUACACCUGAGACACUGAGGGCAUUGUUAACAUGUUGUCAUCAACUAGCAAUGGAAAACAAUAGCACUGGCUUGUGCCUUCACUCACAGCAGAUAAUAAAUGCAGUUGUUGUUUCAUGUUUUCACGGCAAAAGUAGCUUAUCCACGAGUUAUGUGAGCAACUGGAUCGGUCAGCAUUGUCCGCGCAUUGUCAAUGGCUUGCAACGAUACGUGGUGCACGUGUUGACGACUGCUUAUCGUAAUGGUAAAGCUCUCCUGUCGAAGGAACAGCCGCAGCCACCUAUUGAGAUCCCGACGCCCGUAGUGGAGAAAAUAGAUUUCGAGUAUCCUCGAACUUUGUUGCCAAUGAGCUACGUCUGGCUAUUGUCGUGCACAUUACCGCAAUGUUACCUUCAGACCAACGAUUCACCGAAGGACAUAACUCACGCUUUGAUAGCUGGAAGAACAGGCAGUAUUUGUCCAAGGCAUUGGACGUUACUGUACAGUAGCGGGGAGCACGGGACCGGGGCUAAUCGCUUCCUUCACCAUGUAUUAGGUUACAGAGGUCCUACUCUACUAUUUAUAAGAGCUGCUAGUGUAGAAAGCGACGAGGAAUAUGCGACGUAUUGCGUGUGCUCGGCUGUUGAGUGGCGAGAGAGUCAUCUCUAUUGGGGCGACGAUGAUUCGAUGGGCGUUCAACUCACUCCGUCCUAUAAAAUCAUAGAAAAGGGACCGAAGACACUGUAUCUGAAUACGAAUAUCAGGGGUUAUCCGCACGGACUGCGAUUUGGCAGCGAUCCGCGUUCACCGUUCAUCAGUAUCGACGAAUCAUUCCACUCGGUAGUGAUCGCGGGCGCCCCUUGUCGCAUCGCCAGCCUGGAGGUCUGGGGUUGUGGCGAUACGAAACUGAGAGAGAAACAGCUGGAGAUUAAGAAGUGGCAAGUGAAGGAAGCGGAGAAGCAGAGGGUCGUGAAGUUAAGCGCCAGCGACUGGUUGGACCACCCCGAUCGUUAUUUACUGGAACUAGCUGGCAGAACAUCUUAUAACGAAUCUAACAAGUAAAGCCGCAAAGAGAGUGCGCGUGCCUAAAUAACUGCUCAUAUAUUUUAUUUUGUACAUAUGUAUAUAGCGCCGGAGGUAUUGCCGGAAUUUCUGUACUUAUAUAGUGCACGUUACAGAGCGUGCGUGGAAUGUGAUUAUUACUUACGUGAAAUAUAUCAGGGGCUUAUGCUUGCCGUACUUAAGCACAAGUGCCAAAGUUUCUAACA